Molecule: messenger RNA, 1474 nt
Organism: Lemur catta (Ring-tailed lemur)
Lineage: Eukaryota; Metazoa; Chordata; Mammalia; Primates; Lemuridae
Gene: YBX3
Product: Y-box binding protein 3
Exons: 9
Coding region: 321-1439 (372 amino acids)
Biological process (GO): regulation of gene expression
Cellular component (GO): nucleus
Molecular function (GO): nucleic acid binding
Source: RefSeq, a predicted model, not a curated record
CUAAUGAGCCGAGGCCCCACUCCGGAGCCAAGUUUCCCCACCCUCUUCCCUCGCCCGCCCUUCCCUCCCGGGCCGGCGCGCCGCCUAGAAAAACUUGUGCGGGGCCAUUUUUGGGGCAGUAAGAUCGAGCGAGGAGCCCACGAGCGAGCGCAGCGCCCGACAGCUCGAGCCGCCUCCGCCGCGCGACCCCACCUCGGCCGCCGCCCGCGCCGCGAGAUCCGCACCGGCCUCCGAGAGCGAGCCCGGCCGCCGCGACCACCAGCCGCGCUAACCGCCGACCAACCGCCACCAGGGUGCCGAGGGAGAGCAGAGGAGGCGGCAUGAGCGAGGCGGGCGAGGCCACCACCACCACCACCACCACCCCCCUCCCGCAGGCUCCGGCGGAGGCGGCCGCCACGGCCCCCCGGGACCCCGCGCCCAAGAGCCCGGCGGGCGGCGGCGCGCCCCAGGCCGCGGCCCCCGCGCCGGCCGCCCUCGCCGCAGGAAACCCGGGUGGGGACGCGGCCGCCGCCGCAGCCACGGGCACCGCGGCCCCCGCCUCUGCAGCCCCCGCCGGCAGCGAAGACGCGGAGAAGAAAGUUCUCGCCACCAAAGUCCUUGGCACUGUCAAAUGGUUCAACGUCAGAAAUGGAUAUGGAUUUAUAAAUCGAAAUGACACCAAAGAAGAUGUAUUUGUACAUCAGACUGCCAUCAAGAAGAAUAACCCACGGAAAUAUCUGCGCAGUGUAGGAGAUGGAGAAACUGUAGAGUUUGAUGUGGUUGAAGGAGAGAAGGGUGCAGAGGCAGCCAAUGUGACUGGCCCGGAUGGAGUUCCUGUGGAAGGGAGUCGUUAUGCUGCCGAUCGGCGCCGUUAUAGACGUGGGUACUAUGGCAGACGCCGUGGGCCUCCCCGGAAUUACGCUGGGGAGGAGGAGGAGGAAGGGAGCGGCAGCAGUGAAGGAUUUGAGCCCCCUGCCCCUGACCGGCAGUUCUCGGGGGCCCGGAAUCAGCUGCGCCGCCCUCAGUACCGCCCUCAGUACCGGCAGCGGCGGUUCCCGCCUUACCACCUGGGACAGACCUUUGACCGCCGCUCACGGGUCUUUCCCCAUCCCAACAGAAUGCAGGCUGGUGAGAUUGGAGAGAUUAAGGACGGCGUCCCAGAGGGAGCGCAACUUCAGGGACCGGUUCAUCGAAAUCCAACCUAUCGCCCAAGGUACCGUAGGGGACCUCCUCGCCCACGACCUGCCCCUGCUGUUGGGGAGGCCGAAGAUAAAGAGAAUCAGCAAGCAGCCAAUGGUCCAAACCAGCCGUCUGCUCGCCGUGGGUACCGGCGUCCCUACAACUACCGGCGUCGCCCCCGUCCUCCUAACGCUCCCUCACAAGAUGGCAAAGAGACCAAGGCAGGUGACGCCCCAUCUGAGAACCCUGCUCCUGCCACCGAGCAGAGCGGUGCUGAGUAACACCAGGCUCCCCUGGCACCUUCACCAUCUGCAGG